Messenger RNA from Marmota flaviventris (yellow-bellied marmot), 1920 nucleotides. RefSeq names its product solute carrier family 18 member A1 (gene Slc18a1). Lineage: Eukaryota; Metazoa; Chordata; Mammalia; Rodentia; Sciuridae. Gene Ontology annotation, biological process: aminergic neurotransmitter loading into synaptic vesicle; transmembrane transport; xenobiotic transport. Gene Ontology annotation, molecular function: xenobiotic transmembrane transporter activity; serotonin:sodium:chloride symporter activity. Gene Ontology annotation, cellular component: synaptic vesicle membrane; terminal bouton. The record is from RefSeq and is a predicted model, not a curated record.
AUGCUUCGCACCGUCCUGGAUGCUCCUCAGCGGUUGCUGGAGGAAGGCAGAGGGUCCCGGCAGCUGGUGCUUGUGGUGGUGUUUGUUGCCCUGCUUCUGGACAACAUGCUGCUUACUGUGGUGGUGCCCAUUGUGCCCACCUUCCUGUAUGCCACGGAGUUCAAAGAGGUCAACUCUUCUGGGCAUGCCAGCCUCUCUGUGAGUUCCCAGCCGGCCCUCACCUUUCCUGCUUUCGCCACCGUCUUCUCCUUCUUUGACAAUAUCACCAUAGCUGUGGAACAAAGUGCACCCAGGGGCACAGCUUGGACAAAUGGUUCUUCUGGCACUGUCCCUCCUCCAGUCACCGAAGCCAACACAGCUCAUAGAAACAACUGCCUGCAGGGCACAGAGUUCUUGGAGGAAGAGAACAUCCGGGUUGGGGUUCUGUUUGCUUCAAAGGCUUUGAUGCAACUUCUGGUCAACCCAUUCGUGGGACCUCUCACCAACAGGAUUGGAUAUCACAUCCCCAUGUUCGCUGGCUUUGUUAUCAUGUUUCUCUCCACUGUUAUGUUUGCUUUUUCUGCCACUUAUACCCUGCUGUUUGUGGCCCGAACCCUUCAAGGCAUCGGAUCUUCAUUUUCAUCUGUUGCAGGUCUUGGGAUGCUGGCCAGUGUCUACACUGAUGACUAUGAGAGAGGGCGAGCCAUGGGAAUUGCCCUGGGGGGCCUGGCUUUGGGAGUGCUGGUGGGCGCUCCCUUUGGAAGUGUGAUGUACGAGUUUGUUGGGAAGUCUGCUCCCUUCCUCAUCUUGGCCUUCCUGGCGCUGUUGGAUGGAGCGCUUCAACUUUGCAUCCUGAAGCCUUCCAAAGUCUCUCCUGAAAGUGCCAAAGGGACCCCACUGCUUAUGCUUCUCAAGGACCCUUAUAUCCUGGUGGCUGCAGGUUCCAUCUGCUUUGCCAACAUGGGAGUGGCCAUGCUGGAGCCCACCCUGCCCAUCUGGAUGAUGCAGACCAUGUGCUCCCCUGAGUGGCAGUUAGGUCUAGCUUUCUUGCCUGCCAGCGUGUCCUACCUCAUCGGCACCAACCUCUUUGGUGUGUUGGCCAACAAGAUGGGUCGGUGGCUGUGCUCCCUGGUGGGAAUGGUGGUCGUCGGUGCCAGCUUGCUGUGUGUUCCUCUGGCCCACAGUAUUUUUGGUCUCAUUGGCCCAAACGCAGGCCUUGGCUUUGCCAUAGGCAUGGUGGAUUCCUCUCUGAUGCCCAUCAUGGGGCACUUGGUGGACCUGCGCCACACCUCAGUGUACGGGAGUGUCUACGCCAUUGCCGACGUGGCCUUUUGUGUGGGCUUUGCCAUAGGCCCGUCCACCGGGGGUGCCAUCGUGAGGGCCAUCGGUUUCCCCUGGCUCAUGGUCAUCAUUGGGGUCAUCAACAUCAGCUAUGCUCCGCUCUGCUACUUCCUGCGGAGCCCCCCAGCCAAGGAGGAGAAGCUCGCUAUUCUGAGCCAGGACUGUCCCAUGGAGACCCGGACCUAUGCAACCCAGAAGCCCACCAAGGAAUUUCCCCUGGGGGAGAACAGCGAUGAGGAGCCUGACAGUGAGGAGUAGCAGAAGUGUCCCUGGGCCCUGUCACAGGUGAAUCCAGGAGGCUUGGGCUUCAGAAACCGCCUUUUCCCCUGGAGCCUGAUGGCGAUGUGCUGCUCCUUGGGCUUCUCUUUCUCUCCCCUGGGUGUUUCCUUUCGUACCCUCCCCUGGGUGCCAUGCAUACCUCUCCCUCUGUGCUUCAGUGCCACAGGUGUCCAGCUCUUGGGGGAGGACAGAGCAUCCGUGGGAUUGACUAAACUUGAGUUGUGAGAAGUUCUGGGAAGGGGUGACUCAUUUCCUGGAGGCAGCAGUGAGCAGUGUGCUCCUGAAACCAGAGGGGUGACUGACAAGCCGUGUUGUAUCUGU